AUGAGACCUGUGGCAUUAAUUGUAGGGUUUAAGACAUUGUGGGUUUUGGCAUUUUCGUCUCUUUCCAACACUCUGGCGGUGAAUAACAGUGGGAGAUGGUGGGGCAUCAUCAACGUGGCCUCUUCCACCAACCUGCUGACGGACUCCAGGAACGUGCAGCUGGUGCUGGACCCCAGCCUGCAGCUGCUGAGCCGCAAGCAGCGGAAGCUGAUCCGGCAGAACCCCGGCAUCCUGCACAGCGUCAGCAGCGGCCUGCAGAGCGCCAUCAAGGAGUGCAAGUGGCAGUUCCGCAACCGUCGCUGGAACUGCCCCACCACCCCGGGGCCCCACAUCUUCGGCAAGAUCGUCAACCGGGGCUGUCGGGAGACGGCGUUCAUCUUCGCCAUCACCAGCGCCGGCGUCACCCACUCCGUGGCCCGGUCCUGCUCCGAGGGCUCCAUCGAGUCCUGCACAUGUGACUAUCGGCGCCGCGGCCCGGGGGGCCCCGACUGGCACUGGGGGGGCUGCAGCGACAACGUCGACUUCGGCCGGGUCUUCGGGCGCGAGUUCGUGGAUUCCAACGAGAAGGGGCGGGACCUGCGCUUCCUGAUGAACCUGCACAACAAUGAGGCGGGACGGAUGACGGUCUUCUCGGAGAUGCGGCAGGAGUGCAAGUGCCACGGCAUGUCGGGCUCCUGCACCGUCAAGACCUGUUGGAUGCGGCUCCCGACCUUCCGCACGGUGGGCGACUUCCUCAAGGACCGGUUCGACGGCGCCUCCCGCGUCAUCUACGGCAACAAGGGCAGCAACCGGGCCUCACGCGUGGAGGGGCCCCAUCUGGAGCCCGAGAACCCGGCCCACAAGCCCCCCUCCCCGCACGACCUCGUCUACUUCGAGAAGUCGCCCAACUUCUGCACCUACAGCGGCAAGACGGGCAUGGCGGGCACGGCCGGGCGCUUCUGCAACAGCUCCUCCCCCGCCCUGGACGGCUGCGAGCUGCUGUGCUGCGGGCGGGGCUACCGCACGCGGACCCAGCGCGUCACCGAGCGCUGCAACUGCACCUUCCACUGGUGCUGCCACGUCAGCUGCUUGAACUGCACCAACACACAAGUGUUGCACGAGUGCUUGUGA
This is a messenger RNA of Emys orbicularis (European pond turtle), 1110 nucleotides long. It is a transcript of the gene WNT1, whose product is annotated as Wnt family member 1. The transcript has 4 exons. Bases 1 to 1110 code for a protein of 369 amino acids. Gene Ontology annotation, cellular component: extracellular region. Gene Ontology annotation, molecular function: cytokine activity; frizzled binding. The record is from RefSeq and is a predicted model, not a curated record. Gene Ontology annotation, biological process: canonical Wnt signaling pathway; multicellular organism development; neuron differentiation. NCBI's taxonomy places the organism in Eukaryota, Metazoa, Chordata, Testudines, Emydidae.